CUGGUUAUUGCGUCCUAUGGGCGUGUAUAAUUUAUGACAUUUUUCUUUUCAGCACUGUGUCCACACUUCCAAGAAAGGGAAGCUUUACUGCAGGUAGUAGGCAUUAAAGGAAAGAGAUGACACCGAGUUACUUGUUGGUGAGCCGAGACGCGCCAGUUCUCCUGCCUCCCUGGCAUGGCUGUGAAGAGCAGGGCUUCUUAGUAGUCAGGUCUGGGUUCGAGUCCUGGGGUUGUACCCUGGGAAUCCGUAUGUCCCAUCGUCCUGUGCACAGGACGCCUGUGAAGACCUGCACCCCUUUGAAGUAACGACGCUGAAAUAUUCACAGACUCGAGAACUGGGAACUUUGCGGGGUAAUAAACUGCAGGACCUUGAACAAGCUACUUCACCCGGCUAACGAGCUCCACAAAGCGGAAUGCCGAAGGCGCCCGGCCCAGCGAGCUGUCCGUGGGAUGAAAGCCAGAUGACUGGCAGCUCCUCCGUUUGUUGGCUGUGCGUGUAACACCGGCUUGGGAAGAUGACAGUAGGCAGCUGGCGGUGCGAUGCGGGCAGUGAACCUGCUGUUGACCAGGCUCGUCUCCCGCGAGGACAGAGCUACCAAGUGGAGACCGGCCUUCUGUGCCCGCAAGAGCGGUUUAUCCGAGUGAGGGAACAGCGUGCAUUCACGUGCGUGAGCGACGGCCACCCGACACGGAGAACCAGACAACACGAGUGGGCCAACGAGCUUCCCGCGGGCUCGGGAGGAAGGGGGAACCGGAAGUGGCACCUGCCGGGAGAAGAUACGUCCAAGAAUAGAAAGACCCUCCAUGCGCCCAGUUAAAAUCUGCAUUUGAGACAGAGAGUUCUACGCAAGAAGCUGAAAUGCCCAGUGAUUUCUGGCUCCUCUCCCCAUUUCCUGAGCCUUCCUGCCUCUCUGCCUGAUUCAAAUGAUAGGCUGUUCAGAGGGACCCCUUAACCGAAGGCGUUCCUCAAGCAGAGGCAUCUAGGGGGUUUGCAUCCGGGAUCCGAGAUGGCCAGCCAGCCGCCCGAGGACACUGCUGAGUCUCAGGUGUCGGACGAGCUGGAGUGCAAGAUCUGUUACAACCGCUACAAUCUCAAACAGAGGAAACCCAAAGUGCUGGGCUGCUGUCACAGGGUCUGUGCCAAAUGCCUCUACAAGAUCAUCGACUUCGGGGACUCCCCACAAGGGGUCAUCGUCUGCCCCUUCUGCAGGUUUGAGACCUGCCUGCCGGAUGAUGAAGUGAGCAGCCUGCCAGACGACAAUAACAUCCUUGUGAACUUGACUUGUGGAGGCAAAGGGAAGAAGUGCCUGCCAGAGAACCCCACCGAGCUGCUGCUGACGCCCAAGAGGCUGGCCUCUCUGGUCAGCCCCUCGCACACGUCCUCCAACUGCCUGGUCAUAACCAUCAUGGAGGUGCAGAGAGAGAGCUCCCCGUCCCUGAGCUCCACGCCCGUGGUGGAGUUCUACAGGCCCGCGAGUUUCGACUCUGUCACCACUGUGUCGCACAACUGGACUGUGUGGAACUGCACGUCACUGCUGUUCCAGACAUGCAUCCGGGUGCUGGUGUGGCUGCUGGGCUUACUGUACUUCAGCUCCCUGCCUCUGGGGAUCUACCUACUGGUGUCCAAGAAAGUCACUCUGGGAGUGGUCUUUGUCAGCCUGGUCCCUUCGAGCCUGGUCAUUCUCAUGGUGUAUGGCUUCUGCCAGUGCGUGUGCCAUGAAUUUCUAGACUGCAUGGCACCUCCUUCUUAACUGAUAUGCAAAACCCAGAAACUUGACACAUGCUGCUGAGUUUGAAGCUAGGGAGUUCAUGAUUUAGUCUCUCUUCCGUUCUUUACGUUUUGUGCCCCAGGACCUUUGACAAAGCCCUGGAGCCCAUGUUGGUGGUCUGUGUCCCAUCAGAAUGUUGGCUUGAUUGCCUUUCCUGUAUGCUGGAGGUAAAAAUGUUCACUUGUAUGCAGGGGUUAGCAGAGAGGCAAAACAAUGCAGAGUAGCCUAGAGCAAGGGCAGUGUUUCCAGACAGACGUGGGGUGGGGAGCCGUGCUGUGGGAGACGUUAGGGAUGGGUCCAUGCCUCAUUUCACCCGGGGCGGGGUGGGGAGGCUGGUCUCCUAUGGCAGGUGCACAGGAGAGGAAAGCUGCUCCGUGCUCCUGCUGGGAGAGCCCCCUUGAGGCAGCUUCAAGUGUUUUCUGGGCCCCUGUUGCUGUGUGUGGGCUCUGCCUCUCCCGUGGAGACACCUGUUCCCUCCCGUGCCAACAGGAAACUCAGCCUGUUCCCUGGGGUGGUUUCAGCUGAGUACCUGUUUUUCCACAUUGCUAAAGAGAGGAAAGAGCACCAAGGAACUGGCCUCACCGUCCGCUGUACUGCACAGAUGGCCGCUUGUCUUGGAGACACACGGCUGCUUCCAUGUUGGUUUUUCCUCUUCCUCUGACUUCUCACAAGAAGUGAGCAGAACGAAGUUCCCAUAGAACAGUUUUAGUUCAUGGAACUCUUCUUCGAGCAUUUCCUUGAACAGUUUGGUUUAGUUUUUUUCUUUUGGAACCACAUUGCUGAGUAAGCCCGCUCCUCACCCCAAAUGAGGUUCCAUUUACAUUAGCGGCUGUGAGUUCGGGAGUAUUGUCUUUUUUUUUCCCCCAUCACGUUUUAAAGUCAAUGAGGACUUGGUUAACUGAAUCCCAUCACAGUUUUGGGGGGAUGCUGGCAGGGAGGGCCCAGAAACAGUGAAUGAGCUGCUCAGGUUCACGGUUCCAAGCGCUGGGCACCUGCGUGUUGCUGGAAGACAGUGAGUUAGGGUUGUGUGCAAGACCGUGUGUUGUGGUUGUAGUCUGGACACCAAUGGGCCCCUGGCCUGCAUUACCCUUCCAGAGGGGCAGAGUGCAGCUCAGUGUGCUCCUGUCCCUGCUGUCUUUGGGUCAGUCCUGGAACGGAUUCAAGUUCUGACAUCAGAACAUAAACCUAUGUGGCUGGAGUUAAUAGGUCUCUUCACGAUGUAGAAGUUGAAUGUAUAUAUUUAUGAGAAGAAAUUGUUUAGCAGGUUUUAGGUUCAGGGGAGUUAGAAUGUUCACAGAAACUACGAAAAAAAAAAAAAAGGUUUAUGGCUCCUACAGUCUGCAUUAUUAACAUGAAAAUAUUUGUAACUCUUAGAAGGGGAUAUUACUAAGACUACUGUACCUUGUUUGUGAUGAAAUAUUUGUUGUGUGCUGUAGUUGCAGUGGGCCACUUUCAAUCUUAUGGAGGUGAAGUUGAUGCAUAUCUAGAGUAGCAGUUUGAUUUUAAUUGUACAGCAAUUAACUUUGAGAAUGUGAGCCCAAGGUAAGUGUGAUGAGCAAGUGGAUGUGGGAUGGAGUCCAAGGAAUUUAAGCCCCACGAUACAGCUAAAUACAUUUAUGAUUCCAUAAAGUCUAGUUUAGAUAGCAUUACGGACACAGUUUCCAGAAAUCCAUUUGUACUUUGGGUAAAUAUAAUGUUUAGGAAAUGUUUUGUGGUUUGGAUUUAUAUAUUUAUAUUGUUUUUUAAAAAGUAUUCAUUUUAUCUGAAAUAUAGCAUCAAACAAAUUGAUGAGUUAUAUAACAAGACUUCCAGAAAGCUCUGGACACGAGUACUUGGUGUUUUGCGUCUUUGUAUAAUGUCCGCAGUGCUAGGUUUGUGUCUUUGUGUAUCGUGCCAGUCGUUUUCCUUAGUGGCCUGUAAGCUAGUUUGGUUUUAAGGAGUUUUAAAUGUGUGACAACAAAAAAUUCUUGAUGCUGUUGAAUGAACAAAGGGCAGUGCUUUAGUCUUGUAUUCACUGUGGCAAUGUUUUGUCUAUUAAAUUGUUACUAUUUCCAAACCAAAAGUUUGAUUUCUCUUACUGAUGGUUGACAUUCAGAUAUUACUUGGGACCUCUGUUAACUUGAGAAAACUACAAACGCGAACUUUCAGACGCUGGUGGAGCCAGUGCCUUCAUUAUGCACGUGAAGACCAGAACUUCUCAAUAGGGCUGACUUAACCCAUUGCCCUUGUAAAAGGCCUUCAGACUUUUCAUUUAUUUAUUUUUAAUCAGGGGAGGAAAAACUAGGUAAGAUGAAAUAAAAACAUUGUCUUUAUAAAUACAUUUUUAUUGUAAUUUGUUUAAUUUGAUCUGCAGAUUUUGCCUGAUUGCUCAACAAAAUAAAGUUUGUUUUAAUUAGAGGAA
Molecule: messenger RNA, 4169 nt
Organism: Oryctolagus cuniculus (rabbit)
Lineage: Eukaryota; Metazoa; Chordata; Mammalia; Lagomorpha; Leporidae
Source: RefSeq, a predicted model, not a curated record